ACUAUCUGCAGGGCUUACCAACACUUAUUACUUCCGCGCUUGUUUUUAUUGGACGAAAUUUAUUUUAUUUAAAAGCAUACUAAAGCAAAAUGGAUGACGAUAUUCCUGCAUUUGAACUUGGAGACAAAUUAGCUAUGCGGUGUGGCAACACUUUGACCGGCGUGUUUGUUCCCGGCUCAAAAAUUGCAUUGAGCGCAUUUCACCCGGUUAAAUGGAAUUCACAAGAUGUUCCAACCGAUUCAGCUGGCAGGGACCCAGUGCUCAUCUAUAUGGCCGAAGAGGCCUCCCUUUCGGAUGAGCCAUUGCUGCGUAGCUUGCUGGCCGAGGCAAAUUCCACAUUUGCCACUCUGCAACAGAUGGGCCACAUGAAGGUCGUCAAUUCGGAAUAUUUGAAAAUCUCCCUCACCUAUCGCAGUAUCAUCAGAGCAUUCUUGGAAAAGGUGGAGUUGGCCAAGAAGUCAAUAGAUGUUCAGCCAUCGCAAAUAAAGCGUUACAACGAAGCCAUUAUGGUAUUCUAUGCGGUGGAGUGUCUAUGGCAUCUCUUUGAGAUUUUGUAUAUGGAACAACAACAGCAUAAUCAAUUGGUGGUCCAAAAAUUACUGCAAUGGGCACGUUUCCAUUUCCCACAAACUGAAGAUCGAGCCACUGAUCUGCUCCUGAUGGCCGAUGAGGCUAGCGAUUGCGAUGACUAUUGGCCUAUCCUGAGGACUUUGCUAAUGUUUGGUGAAGUGGAUGUUACGCGUGCCAUUCUCUGUCAGAGUCGCAAAGCCCGCGAACCGGCAUAUCAAGCAGCAGAGCUAAUUCUUAAAUCCAUGCCCGUCUAUAAGGAGGGAUAUGCUCUGCAAAAGUUUCUCUCCCAAUGGGAGUUCUGGCAUUUAGAUCUGGAACGCAAAUUGCAGGCUAAUAUAUUUGCUUCCGAACCGGAACUGGAAUGGUUACUCCAACUGGUUUGUGGCAACAAUGAGCAAUGGAAUGCUGGCAUUAAGACAUCACAGGAUUGGUAUGAAUUUCUGCCUGGUUAUUUACUCUAUACAAAACCUGCCUGUAAACCAUUUGAGCUAAGGAUUGUAGCCACCAGUUGGCUGAAUCGUUGGUCUCAACUAAAGCCUGACUGGCAGAUGAGCAAUAUGAGCCGCAUGGUCAUGCAAUUGAUGGAGCAUGAUAUUAAGGUUUUCAUCUAUGAUUCCCAGAAGCUAAAUGAUACUCAUUGGUUUUCUACACAUCUCAUUGAUUUGGUCUAUCAAUCGGGACAUCUGAAGAGCUACUUCGAACAGAAUUCCUUAGAUUUACCCGCAUUGCGUCAUUCCAUGAUCUAUGAGUAUGGCAGUUACUUAAUGACCUCAAAGAAUCUUUGGCAAUUUGGUGUGGAUUAUCUCGACUGUUGCCAGAAGGAAGGAGAAGCUGCCAUUGAAUUAUUAUUGCCACGCAUUCCUCUGAAAACUGAACGUCAGGCUUUUAAAAUUAUCUCCUUAGCACGUCAGCGGGGAUUAUUGGGUGUAGAGCAGGAGAUCUGUAAGGUCCUGUCUAAACGAUCCACACAAGAGGGACGUCAUGGGAAUGCCCUGGAAUGGGCCAUACGAUCCAAAGAUGUUAUUUUGGUGACUGCCAUAGCUGACUUUAUAUUGCAGCAUUACUCCAAUACGGGUAUAAUGCUGUGUCCCGAUGUAUUGGCCAGCUUUGGAGCACGUAUGUUUAUCUCACCCAGAUUGGUUUUUCUGGCCAAAUACUAUGAAUUCUAUGAACUUUAUCGCAAACGUGAAUUUCUCUCGGCGGCUGAUCUUUUGGUUAAUCUUCUAGACUCUAAAAUAACACCAGAUUAUUUCUGGCCAUCUUUGCUAAUUGAUGCUGUUCCCAUGUUGGAAUCAAAAGAUCCCAAAAUCUUCUCUCAAGAGACGGUGGCUAUAUUAAGACACUUGGAGACGGAAUUGGUUCCCCUCAUAGAGCGUAAUAAACGUAAAACGGCAACCUUUUCAAAUCAAUCUUCAAAAACAGUUUUUAAAGAUUUUCGUGUGGAGAAUAUAGAGGAGAUUCUAAAUUUAAUGCGUUUGGCCUGCGCCCGUAAUCUUUCACGGGCUCUAAUCAUAGAAAAGACAUUAUCAUUAUGAUUGGUUUAUUCAUUCAUUCUUUUUCUUUGCAUUAAGUGUAAUUUAUUUUUCUGUAAUUUUACGCUUUUCCAAUACAAUGGUAAUUUGUUUAUAAA
Molecule: messenger RNA, 2200 nt
Organism: Drosophila willistoni
Lineage: Eukaryota; Metazoa; Arthropoda; Insecta; Diptera; Drosophilidae
Gene: Nup75
Product: nuclear pore complex protein Nup75
Exons: 6
Coding region: 90-2105 (671 amino acids)
Biological process (GO): mRNA export from nucleus; positive regulation of DNA-templated transcription; protein import into nucleus
Cellular component (GO): nuclear pore outer ring
Molecular function (GO): structural constituent of nuclear pore
Source: RefSeq, a predicted model, not a curated record